This is a messenger RNA of Homarus americanus (American lobster), 876 nucleotides long. RefSeq names its product solute carrier organic anion transporter family member 74D-like. NCBI's taxonomy places the organism in Eukaryota, Metazoa, Arthropoda, Malacostraca, Decapoda, Nephropidae. The transcript is spliced from 5 exons. Gene Ontology annotation, cellular component: membrane. The record is from RefSeq and is a predicted model, not a curated record. Bases 328 to 876 code for a protein of 182 amino acids. Gene Ontology annotation, biological process: sodium-independent organic anion transport; transmembrane transport.
AACUCAGUCGACACUAGGUGUUACUUUCCUUAAUCAAAACCAUUUUUCCUCCGGGGAGUAAAUUAACAAGUGGCAAAGAUGAUACACAAUGUCGCUUGAGUGCUAAAACAAUAACUAUCAUUUUAAAUUCAUCGCAAACAACGUGAUUGAUUACUAAAAACAACUAAAAGAAGUUUGAUAAAUAUUACUUUUAAUUAUCUAUAGUAUAAGGUGUCAAGAAUCGCCCGUGGAGUACAGUGUGACGAAUAGGCGAGCAUCGUCAGGAGUGUAGGGCGGUAGAGGAGCGGACGUCACCAACAACAACAAGAGGAUGGUGAUGGUGUCAAGAUGAACCACGACGACCAUUACCACCACCACCAGCAGCAGGAGGGAACACCACAUCAAGGAGCACCACAGAACCACCAUGGAGCACCACAGAGCCACCUGGGAGCACCACAUACCCAAGGCAACAUCCACUCAAAAGACCCAAAGUGUGGGAUCCUUAACCAGUACCAGAGAUGUUUACGAAGGUUGUGUGGUCCUGGGGGGUUCUUGGUGAUCUACUGUCUACAGCAGGUGGUGGGGGGCGGGGCCACUACCUACCUGGCCGCUUCCACCACCCACCUACACCGCCACCUACGACUGUCACACAGGCACCUCGCUGCUGUACUACUCCUUCGUGACUUGGGUCCGGUGUUGACGGGCGUGGUGCUGAGCCAGUUGGGUGGGCGUGGUCAUCGUCCCAGGUGGGUGGCUGCCGGCCAGUUGCUCGCCGCCCUCGCCACCUUUGCCACCCUCGCCACCGUGUUCACCCACCCGCCACCACCGUCACCCGCAGAGUGGAUGGACAGCAGCAGUAGCAACAUGGUGGGAGGUAAACAAACAGUCCUUCUGUGA